GAAAAGAAGAAGAAGAAGAAAAAAAGCAACAUGGCGUUUGACGGAACAUUCCUAGACGUCUGCCUUCUAGUUGGUGCUUUUUAAUGAUUGCACACACACACACACACACACACACAUAUGUAUAUAUAUAUAUACAUACUGGAUAUUCAGUCUUUAGUAGAUUAAUAAGUGUUUGUAUUCCUGCUACAUUAGUCUGAGCGCGCUGCGACGCGCUAGCUUAGCUUGUUGGUUAGCUUAGCUUGUUAGCUGCUAACAAAGACGCGGAAGUGAUCAACACAUCAUUAAAAGCGCAGAUGGAGACCAAGUAGACAUCAAAUGGGUCUGGGAAGAACAUCUUCUCCCUGAACAACACCAGUGGAGCUUCAGGAUGGUGCAGGAGGAGCCACAGCCCUCCUACAUUAAGGAGGAAGAUGAGGCCCCUCACAUUAAAGAGGAAGAGGAGGAACACAGCAUCAGUCAGGAGUUCCCAGUGACUGGUGUCUCUGUGAAGAGUGAAGAUGAGGAGGUCAAAGGUGAACGUGAGGAGGAGCCUCCAAGUCAACACAUGACAAGAGAAGAUGAUGGAGACCACUGUGGAGGACCACCAGCAGACAUCUUCUUAGCUCCACUACCAAGCUCACACUCUGAUGAUGGAGACCACUGUGGAGGACCACCAGCAGACAUCUUAGCUCCACCAUCCAGCUCACACUCUGAUGAUGGAGACCACUGUGGAGGACCACCAGCAGACAUCUUAGUUCCACCAUCCAGCUCACGCUCUGAUGAUGGAGACCACUGUGGAGGACCACCAGCAGACAUCUUAGUUCCACCAUCCAGCUCACACUCUGAUGAUGGAGACCACUGUGGAGGACCACCAGCAGACAUCUUCUUAGCUCCACCAUCCAGCUCACACUCUGAUGAUGGAGACCACUGUGGAGGACCACCAGCAGACAAGUUGUUAGCUCCACCAUCCAGCUCACACUCUGAUGAUGGAGACCGCUGUGGAGGACCACCAGCAGACAAGUUGUUAGCUCCACUAUCAGACAGUGAGGACACAAGGUCCCACUCUGAUGAUGACGACUGUAAAGAUGACCAGACACACUUUAAAUGUCGUCAGUGUGACAAAAGGUUCAAAUACCGCCGUAGUCUGAAAAGACACAUGAAAAUACACACUGGAGAGAAAAGAUUUUCCUGUUCAAUCUGUGGCAAAGAUUUUAGUCAAAGGAAACAUUUGAAAACACACAAGAGCAUACACGCUGGAGAGAAACCUUUUUUGUGUUCAGAAUGUGGUAAAGGUUUUGCAGGAAAAAGUAGGUUGAAAGAACACAUGAGAACACACACUGGAGAAAAGAAAUGUUCUUGUUCAGUGUGUGGUAAAGAUUUCCUCCAAGGCCGGUAUUUAAAAGUACACAUGAAGACGCACGCUGAAGAAAAACCUUUCAGGUGUUCAAUCUGCGGGAGAGGUUGUACACAUAGCCACAACCUGAAAGUGCACAUGCGAACACACACCGGGGAAACCCCUUUCACCUGUUCGGUCUGUGGGAAAAGUUGUGCGCAUAGUCACAAUUUGAAACUGCACAUGAGAACGCACACUGGGGAAAAACCCUAUUCCUGCUCAAGCUGCAACAAACGCUUUUGUGUACAAAGGAACCUUGUAGUCCACAUGAGGACACACACAGGCGAGCAAGUGUUCAGUUGCAGUGCGUGUGAGGAAAGGUUCUCCUACAAGUACCAGCUCAGCAAACACCAGUGUCCUGGUCAGAACAGCAGCAGGGUGGAGUGGCUCAAAUGGUAGAGCAGCCAUGCAAACAACCCCAGGGUCCGUUCGUAUCCGGUUUCCCAAAUCCCAGUCGCGUCCUUUGUGUCCUUGUUCCCAGCACAUUGACCUUAAAAAUGUGUGACUUUAGCAGUCAUUUGUUGGGUCUUGAUAAUCCAUCCUCUCUUGGUUGUUUUAUAUGUAUGUCCUCUGACCUUCAUGCAUUAUAUAGAUAAAGGAAGACGGCGGAAUUCUUUGGGAGGUUAUGAAUACUUGACAGUUAUUGUGUUUUUUCUUUCUUGAAGUCCCCAAAACAAUGUUAGUUUCAGAAAAGAUGGGCAGGUCUGGAAUGUUGGGGCACAGCCAAUAAUGUACAUCAUCCCACAGACAAAUAAAUGUCCUUUUGAUUUCAUCCAUCCUUUUUUUACCGCUUAUUCCCUUUGGAGUCGCGGGGGGCGCUGGUGCCUAUCUCAGCUGCACCCUGGAAAAGUCACCACCUCAUCACAGGGCCAACACAGAUAGACAACCUUCACACACUAGUGUUGCCAAUCAACCUAUCCCCAGGUGCAUGUCCUUGGAGGUGGGAGGGGCCUAUCCCCAGGUGCAUGUCUUUGGAAGUGGGAGGGGCCAAAGAAAAGCCCAAAAAGUUCAAUAGUCAACCUUCUAAAAAAAGGAGGGGAAUAUUUUUAAGGCUUGGCUUUAAAAUGUUUUGAAAGUCUUUUUAGUCAAGCUUGGCUGCAAAGUGGCAGUGUGGAAUAUAAUCUGGCAGCCAGAAUGCCACAUUUAGCCCAAAGAGUAACGCAACAUAAUGAAAAAGAAAGGGGUGUAAAUAGAAUCUGUUAAUAAAAACAAAGAUGAGUAGGUAUAGAUCAUAAUAAAAAAGAAGGUAGUUUGUUUGAAGUGUUUGCCAAAUACAGUGUAGUCUGAAUAUUGUAUUUCUGUUAAUGAGUCCAAAAAGAACAAUGAAUCAGCGUUGUAUUGUGGGAAAGGUGAUGAUAGGUGUAAGGGAGCACAAGCUCCUAGGGGCCUCAAUGACGGAAUGUAUUUAGCUUGAUCUCCAAUCAAUAGAAUGACAUCUGCUAUUUUAACAUGAAGAAAGUGGUGCAUGUCCUCUUCCUUCUCAUUUCUUUAUGUCGUCCACAACUGAAAUGUUCUUUUUUUUGUGUGCAGGCCACAAUUGACUUACAAAUUCAUUGUGAGGGUUUCUCAAGAUUUCAUGAAGAAAAAACCCUUGGAACUCUGAUUGAAUCGGAAUAAAAAUUCAACAUUUUCAGUUAGUUUUGUUUAAAUUAACAUUCAUAUUUUUGUAUUUCUCUUUACUGUGGUUUUCUUGCUCAGCUUGUUCUUCCUCAUUCAUUUGACAUGAUAGUUCCAAGAUUUGAUACAAGUUUUAGCCUAAACUUGUUGUGACAACAUGGACUUGUAUGAUUCAUCGCUGAUUCAUAAAACUACGACUAGCAGUGAUGAUUUGAUUACAGUCACGAUUGAUAUUAAGGAUGAAUAAUAUGUCACUAAUGAACUAUUAUCAAAACAUUCUAUUAAACUUCAUUUAUUUCACAGCGUUGCCAACAUGACAAGAAAACAACUACUCCGUGGACCUUUUAGUAAGUGGUCAAGACCACAGGCAGAUUUCAUGGACCGCACACACCAGACCAGCACCAUGAAUUGAUGAAGUUGAAAAACUUGUUGGAGUGUUACCAUUUAGUGGUCAAUUGUAGGCAAUAUGUACUCAACUGUGUAAACUCUACUCCUUCAUUUCAUGUAUUCUCUUCCUUUGCAAUAAAAGUUUCAAUCAAUCAA
Nerophis ophidion (straightnose pipefish) is the source of this 3532-nucleotide messenger RNA. Its product is annotated as oocyte zinc finger protein XlCOF8.4-like. Gene Ontology annotation, molecular function: DNA-binding transcription factor activity; RNA polymerase II cis-regulatory region sequence-specific DNA binding. Gene Ontology annotation, biological process: regulation of transcription by RNA polymerase II. Lineage: Eukaryota; Metazoa; Chordata; Actinopteri; Syngnathiformes; Syngnathidae. The transcript has 2 exons. The coding region runs from base 368 to 1771 and encodes 467 amino acids. The record is from RefSeq and is a predicted model, not a curated record.